Molecule: messenger RNA, 1581 nt
Organism: Saxophila tyrrhenica
Lineage: Eukaryota; Fungi; Ascomycota; Dothideomycetes; Mycosphaerellales; Extremaceae
Gene: EXG3
Product: Glucan 1,3-beta-glucosidase 3
Exons: 1
Coding region: 1-1581 (526 amino acids)
Biological process (GO): glucan catabolic process
Cellular component (GO): extracellular region; cell surface
Molecular function (GO): glucan endo-1,6-beta-glucosidase activity
Source: RefSeq, a predicted model, not a curated record
AUGAAGGCGUUUAACAAACUCAAGAGCCACAUCAUGGAGAAGCAGGCGGACACCGCUCAAGUGCCAAUGACUCAGCCUGGCAUGGGUUGCCACCCUCCGACAGCGAAAGAUGUCCUGCGCUACCGAUAUCAGCACGCUUGCAAUGUCGGCUCGGUCUUCAUUCUCGAGCGCUGGCUCACACCCAGCAUGUUCCCGGAUUCAGCACCAGGUUCCAGCGAGCUCGCCGCAGUCCAGGCCUGGAUCGCUCAGGAGGGUAUGGAGCUUGCUCGUCAGCGGUUUGAGAAGCACUGGCUCGAGUAUGUCACCGAUCCCGACCUAGAAUGGAUGCGAGACGUUGCGAAGUGCAAUACCAUCCGACUUCCCAUCGGCUACUUCACCCUCGGACCCCAGUUCUGCGAGCACACUGCUUUCAAGAAAGUGGCGCCUGUAUAUGAAAAUGCCUGGCACGCUGUCCAGCAGAUCGUGUCUCGCUGCCAUGCGCGAGGGAUCGGCGUCCUUCUCGAUCUUCACGGCCUUCCCGGCGGCGCCAAUACUGGAGACCAUUCUGGCACGAACUCAGGCAAGGCUGAGCUAUGGGACUCUUCGCGCAACCUGUCGCUUGCUACCAAAGCCGCUUGUCACCUCAUACGGCAGGCUACGACCAUGGACGGCGUUGUGGGUGUCCAGAUUAUCAAUGAGGCCGAUUACGACGCCAAAGGCAUGUAUACUUGGUACGACAAAGUGCUCGCUGAAGCAUCACACAUCGACCCAACCAUGCCCAUCUACGUCUCCGACGGGUGGAUCCUCGAGAAAGCGCUCGCCUGGUCUCAAGGCCACAAUAACGCCCAUACCCGAUCCGCCUGCAACCCCGUCGUCAUCGACACUCACCUCUACUGGGCCUUCUCCGACGCCGACAAAGCCAAGGACCCGCAGACCAUCAUCCACGAAGUCCCAAGCAGACUCGCUGAGCUCGACGGCAAAGACGGCGACGUCCAGGCCCGCGGCGCCGCUCAAGUCGUUAUCGGCGAGUACAGCUGCGUCCUGACCGAGGACAGCUGGGCGAACAGCCAUGGCGUGCCGAAACAAGACCUCGUCUUCCAAUUCGGCAACGCGCAGUCCCAGCGAUACCAGCAGCGGUCCGGCGGGUCAUUCUUCUGGACUUACAGGAUGGACUGGAUGCCAGGCGGCGAAUGGGGCUUCAGAGAGAAGUCCGAGCAAGGCGCCAUCACACCCCCCAUCUCCCUCACCCUCCACGCCUCAGAAAUCGCCUCCCGUACCUCUGGCGCGCAAACCCAGCGCGACUUCAAACGCGGCAAUACCUGGGGCCAGCACUGCCAGUAUUGGGACACGAAUUUCCCCGGUCAAUACGAGCACCACCGCUUCCCGGAAGGAUGGGACGUCGGGUUCGCGGACGCGACGGCUUUCUUCGGCAUGCGGAGUCAAGCUGGGCAGGGCGUGGGUGGGGACAAGAUUGGGAUGCUGGAUUUGUGGGUUCUGAAGCGUUUGAGGGAGAGUGGGCAAGUUGGGAGCGCGUUUGCGUGGGAGUGGGAGGUGGGGUUCCGGCAGGGGGUGAGGGAUUUCUGUGAGUUGGUUGGGGUGUAG